Messenger RNA from Psylliodes chrysocephalus, 594 nucleotides. Lineage: Eukaryota; Metazoa; Arthropoda; Insecta; Coleoptera; Chrysomelidae. The record is from the annotation of a GenBank genome assembly.
AUGUGUAAUGCACGAUUACAAACUAGAAAUGGCGAAGCGAUAAAAAAAGUGAACAUACGCACUCAUGGAGCUUCGGCAGCAGAUAAAGAAGCUGUGCAAGUAGUAACAGCCGAUAAAAGACGCGCUGAUGUGCAACUGAAGGAACAAUUCAGAGAAAAUUAUAUAGAAAAUUAUAAAGAAAAUUAUAUAGAAAAUUAUAAAGAAAAUUAUAAAGAAAAUUAUAAAGAAAAUUAUAAAGAAAAUUAUAAAGAAAAUUAUAAAGAAAAUUAUAAAGAAAAUUAUAAAGAAAAUUAUAAAGAAAAUUAUAAAGAAAAUUAUAAAGAAAAUUAUAAAGAAAAUUAUAAAGAAAAUUAUAAAGAAAAUUAUAAAGAAAAUUAUAAAGAAAAUUAUAAAGAAAAUUAUAAAGAAAAUUAUAAAGAAAAUUAUAAAGAAAAUUAUAAAGAAAAUUAUAAAGAAAAUUAUAAAGAAAAUUAUAAAGAAAAUUAUAAAGAAAAUUAUAAAGAAAAUUAUAAAGAAAAUUAUAAAGAAAAUUAUAAAGAAAAUUAUAAAGAAAAUUAUACAGAAAAUUAUACAGAAAAUUAUAAAGAAAAUUAG